Pelmatolapia mariae (spotted tilapia) is the source of this 2408-nucleotide messenger RNA. RefSeq names its product programmed cell death 1 ligand 1-like. NCBI's taxonomy places the organism in Eukaryota, Metazoa, Chordata, Actinopteri, Cichliformes, Cichlidae. Gene Ontology annotation, biological process: cellular response to lipopolysaccharide; negative regulation of T cell proliferation; cell surface receptor signaling pathway. The coding region runs from base 120 to 926 and encodes 268 amino acids. The record is from RefSeq and is a predicted model, not a curated record. Gene Ontology annotation, cellular component: external side of plasma membrane. The transcript has 6 exons.
UUUCCUCAUUCUCAGUGCGUUAAUAUGCACUACCUGACAGAGAGAUCGGCUGGGUGAGUUUUCUUUUUACUCGAUCCUUCAACAUUAAUGCGGCUGCAAACGGAUAAAACAACAGGAUCAUGGCUGGGAUCCAGUGUGCAGUGUUUCUGGUGCUCAUGACAUUUAAGUGGACUUUAACCGGAGGAGAUACCGAUGUGUCCUGCAUUUUCAUGGAGACCUGCAUGCUGCCAUGCAGCUCUGAGGGAGGCACUGCAGUCAUCAUCCACUGGUUCCAGCUAUCAGCAGGAAAUCUUUUUGUUCAUUCAUUCUAUGAAGGCCACGACCAGCUUGGAGUGCAGAACCAGCGCUUCAGAGGCAGGACGUCACUGUUCAGCGACCAGAUCUCCUCAGGAAACGCCUCACUGCAGCUGACAGGGGUGAAGGUUCAGGAUGAAGGGAGAUACAAGUGCUACACCAGCACUGAUAAUGGGCUCAAAGAAUCAUUCAUCAAUUUAAAAAUGGAUGCUCCAGUCCAUGAAGUCGACAUUCAGCGGGAAGGAAACACACUCACCUGUUGCUCAGAGGGGAUCUACCCUGAGCCUGAGCUCACCUGGUCCACCAGUCCUCCAUCCAAUGUGAACAGCAAGUGCAACACAGCAAUGCAGAAGACUGAGCAAGACCUCUACAACAUCAAUAGCUCUGUGACACCUUCAGACAGCGAAACUGAUCUGACCUUCAGCUGCACCAUCAGCACUCGCCGUAGCACGAGGAGUGUAACUUGGCCCUCCACCUCUUUGCCUAAACCAGGUUCAGGUAAUUCAGGAGCUAUUGUAGGAGGGGUGAUUGCGGUCAUUGUGAUUACAGGAGUAGUAGCAGCAGUAGGAUUCAUGCUGUAUAAACGCAAAAAGUCGAUUUCUCAGCACAACACCAACAAAAACACAUACUAACACUGAACUUCAGAAGGAGCUGAAUAGAAGCUCUGCCACGAAUGGUGAAAUGGUGAAACAGCUGACAUCCCCCAAGCAGACCCCAGCAGCUCUGCUUCAGCCCCGCACUGAACCCUCCUGAGUGUUGGAUCUCUGCUCAGUAAAGCACAAACUUUCAUAAGUGAAAAACCUGCUGAAAACGACAUUCAAUGAGUUACUUAGUUACUCAUACAUGCACUGAGGAGCAAGGACACUUUUUUAAAAAAAUUCUGUUUUCGUCUAUGCUGAUUCUUGGUCAUAACCUAAAUAUUUUGAUAUGCCUCCUUCUGGACCUUUGAGCUGUGGUUGUGCAACACAAAGAAGAAUCUUGCAAAGAAGAAGAGAUGAGUCUCAGCCAGAGAGGCAGCUUUGAUUUGUUUGUAAAAAACUGCUGAUAAACUUGAGUUUAGCUACUUGCUGGUAGCUAUUCAACAUGUGUUCUUCUACUGUGGAAUGAAAAAAUAACAUUAAGCACUGCAGACAGUUUUAGAUGAUGUGAGAGAUACUUUAGUUUGAGACCAUCAGGUGGGCACAUGACUUUUUUUUCUUGUUAUUUUUGUUUACAUAUGAUUGAUUUGUUUUAUGCAGUUUAACAUAAAUGUAAAUGUAUGAAACUGACGUCCUGCACAGUGUUUACAGCUACUAACUAGUUUCAGUCCUUAAUGGGCUGAGAUGAGGGACCGUUUAAUUUAAGUGCAGCAGACAUCAUAUCAAACUUCAGAGAUGAUCAAGUUUGCAGCUGUUGUUUGAGUCAUCUGGCAUUUAAUAAACACAGAGGAGAGACCGUCAAGCUGCUGGAAGAACCACAUAGAACAUCUUAAGGUGGAUUUGUACUGUAUUGUAGUAAAAACACACUGUCACCAGGACAGGAUCUCACCUGCUGUGUCUCGGAGGGCAGCUAAAAAUAAAAGGUGCGUGAGAGAAAGACCUGAGAGUGUAGAGGAAUUUCUUUUAUUCAUGUAUUAUUCACAUUAUUUUACUGUAUAAUGCCUUGGUGCCACUGGGUUUUAGUAUGGCUCAGUGUCUCACACAUUCAUGCCAUUGAACAGCCGGGUGAUUGUAUCUCAGGAAGUUGGGGGAAGCAGACAACUCCACAGGAAGAGUCUUUUGUCUCUUCAACGACUGUGAGAGGUAGCAAGGGAGUGUGAACCUUUCUUUGGGGGAAAGGCCGAUGGUCUGAAAAAGCUAUGUCCUGCUUUUUGUUCCUGUAGGAGGUAUUUAAGCCAGGGCCAUGCUGGGCUCAGGGAGAGACAUUGCUGACCGUAUGCCCCAGUGAUGGCUUCUCUCACCAAGCUUGGCUUUUUGUUCUUUUUUUCAUUAAAGGAUGUUAGCUACCAUCCACCGUUUGUCUGCAAGCUUUAUUAAAUGGAAACUUCCACAACAGGAGCAGCAACUAGUAACUCGUAGGUUUCUUUGUUUCUUUUCAAAUGCUGCCUCUCGAAAAUGAAUGUUUUGUGUGUGUAU